UUUUUAAAAAAAAAUUAUUCGCCAUGUAGUGCGCGACUGACCGUAGCCUUAAUAAUUUCUGGACUGACCGUAGCCUUAAGACCGAUGAAAGUGGUUCACCUUGAACCGAAAGUGACGCGGCAUGACGCGGCAGUCGGCCGGCAACCGUCGAAUGUAUCACGUGUGUUGAGUUUGAUGUGUAAGAUUAUUUUUGUUGUAAAAGUUUGAGUAAAGUGAGUCCCCGAAACCGUGUG
This is a messenger RNA of Acanthoscelides obtectus, 233 nucleotides long. The record is from the annotation of a GenBank genome assembly. NCBI's taxonomy places the organism in Eukaryota, Metazoa, Arthropoda, Insecta, Coleoptera, Chrysomelidae.